Messenger RNA from Paramuricea clavata, 2273 nucleotides. Lineage: Eukaryota; Metazoa; Cnidaria; Anthozoa; Malacalcyonacea; Plexauridae. The record is from the annotation of a GenBank genome assembly.
AGUUUGUUGAAAGUGACGUGGACCAGGAGUUAUUAUUUAAUAUACCGUAUGUAUAUUGUGUUUUUUUACUGUUAGUAGUGGUUUAUCACAAAGAAAUGAUAAAAGAUUUAGUGUACAGUAUAUAAUGCAAAUAUGAAUUUUUUUAGUAAUGUGGAAAUAUCAUUGAUAAUAUUUUAGAUUUACUGGGAAUGUAAAGUUAAAGGGAAUUAUAAUUAUUGGUGGCGAAGGUGAAGAGCAUCCAAGAGUUAUGAAGCUGUGAGUGUUUGUGCUUAUCUCAUUAGUAGGGUCUGAAAUUUAAUUUUUUUCGCACCCUGGCAUAACAGGAUUCAAAGUUCUACUGUAGUAUGCCAUCUAAGAAUCUAGUGUGCUACUUUUGGAUUCUGCUUAAUAGGCCUAAAAAAUACUACCUUAAUUCAUUGGUAUAAAUUACAAUAACAACAAGAGACUCAACAUAGACCACCAAGUUGGAAAUCAAAUUAAGGCUGAUUAUUUCAGGAAGGCAGACUCAUAUAGUAUGCAAAGCCAUUGGGGAGACCACCAGUCAGAGACAUUUGGCAUUAUCCUAAUGUUUGAGGUUUUAUACUAUCCAGUCGAGAUUCAAGUCAUUCACAGUUUGAUAUCCAAAACCAAAAUUUUAGUAUCCCGUACGAUAUUGCAUGAAAUACUGAAAAUUUCAGAUCCUGAUUUGUGCAUGGCUGUGUUCUAAAAGACUUUGAAACCAACUUGAUACAACAAUUUUUUUAAUUACUCUUUACACUCAGUGUUAAUUGAAAAGAGUGAUGAAAAGAAUUUUCGUACUCUGAGGAUGAUACUGUAACUAAACCAUUAACUUGCACUGUGCCCUAAUGCACCCUUAUUAGUUUAUUAUUUUACUCUGGCUGCUAGCUAGACAAUUUUACUCAAUCGUUAAGUGGAGAGUGCUGGUGCUCAUUGGGUUAAUAGGCCUUUUAUGUGUGUUUCAGUUAUAAGAACAAGUCACAUAUGACGUUUGAUGAGACAGGUGUAGAGCCAGAUCAAGUGUUUGAACUUGUACAAGAUAUGAAUGGCACUGUUGAAUAUACUACCAAGUGAGUACAGGUAUAGUCAGGGACCUAGCCAGGAUUAGGUAUAGUCAGGGACAUCUAAAAGUGUUAGGCCAGGGGCCGGUUGUAUAGAACUCUUAAUCACUUUAGUUAAAUAGUGAUUAACUCUCAAAUAGGACAAUAGGUGCUUCUUAUUGGAUGACGUUUGCAUUUAAUCAUAGUUAACAUUAAUCACUUUUUUAUACAACCGGCCCCAGGUCCUCCCCCAAAACAUGUUUUCCUUGGAAUAAAUUUUAGAUCAGAUCUUUAUAUAUGUAUCCUCUAAAAACGUGAUUCUUAGUCAAUACGAGAUUCUUAAUCAAUAUGAUUGAUUACAAAACUUUCUUGAGCGUAGCAUGUUUUUUGUUCUUUUCAUACUGUAGGGUACCAAGAUUUUCCAGUGUGCAAUGUUUAUCAAUAUAUUUCCCAAGUAACUUUGGUGCAGAGACAACCAAGGUUACAUACAUUGGGCUUAAAGGAGAAUUUCAAGAGGUACAUGGUCUGCAGUUAUUUGGUAUUAGACGUCUUAUACAGUAAUUCGCUUCUGGGGCCAGUUGUUCAAAGCUACAGUAGAUUAGGGCUACAAACUUUUUUCAGACACUUGUAGUGUCUUUCUUUUUGAACAUUUUAUUUUCAUUCUGCCAGGCUCGUCGACACGAGGUGACUAUCUGUAAUUACGAAGCCAGAGCUAAUCCUGCAGAUCACAAAACAAGCUUUCUAGACACUGUCAACCACGCAGUCUCGUGAUAAUCUUGUACGUUGUUACCAAGAAGAAAAAAAGCAGGAAUCUUUUUCAGAGAUCAGGUACAAUGUGUCAAUGCAGUCUCGCGAAAAAUGAUGAGCAGACCAAUAUUUAGCCAAUUAUUGGCCAUCUUGUGUAAUACUUUAUACAAAGGAACUCGGUUAAAAAUGCGCCAGAAAUUUGGCUCAUGGGAUUACCGUAUUACUGUAUCAACAAGGUAUCGUUGGAUACGAAUAUAUCGCGUAGUGAGCGUUUAUUGGGACAAAGUGACAACCUAGGCGAUCAUAUGAAAGAAAUGACAAAAAGCGCGGGUUCACUAUACUGUUCAAUAAAUGUACUGUAACAUCGAAGUUCACAACUUAGUUCUUCUAUAUCAAUCAGCAUUAUGUUUGCAAAGCCAAGAUAAUUGUGGUUUUUUUGACACUCUAAAGGCUGCAUUCCAGUUACGCGUUUUUUAUACGUGCGUACAC